Messenger RNA from Hyalella azteca, 1572 nucleotides. Its product is annotated as kinesin-like protein KIN-7L. Gene Ontology annotation, cellular component: microtubule. Gene Ontology annotation, biological process: microtubule-based movement; mitotic cell cycle. The record is from RefSeq and is a predicted model, not a curated record. The transcript is spliced from 5 exons. Bases 758 to 1363 code for a protein of 201 amino acids. Gene Ontology annotation, molecular function: ATP binding; plus-end-directed microtubule motor activity; microtubule binding. Lineage: Eukaryota; Metazoa; Arthropoda; Malacostraca; Amphipoda; Hyalellidae.
CUUGGUUUCUUCUGUUGAACAUAAAACGUUCGUAGGUUUCGUUAGCUUCUCCGAUGAUGAAGUUGUCGAACGCUCGAAUAAUCUGGUUGACUGUCGCGUCUUCAGCCAGUUGGAAUGUGUUGUAUGCAUCCAGGGCGUCAUCAUCAAGGCAAUGAAUGAAAAGUGCUUUCUGCUUUACUGUGGAGAUUGAGCUGAAGUCCGUAAUCACGGUGUAGGUCUCCCAGCGUUGUUUAAAGAUUUUCCAAUUCUUCACUGCGUUGUUCCCUAACGUCAUGCGGUCGGGCAUUUUCAAUGCCGCCAUUUUCGUGUAGGUAGGUUGUGAGUUGCUCUCUUCCAUCUUCACAUUCAAUUGAUACUGUCCGCUGCCACCAUGUUACGUUUGCUAGUCGUAUGACUAAGUCCAGGCUAGCUAUAAGGAUGAAGAUGAGCAGGGACGAGACCAUAGGUUUAGGGAACUGUAUUAGGUGGAAUCUGGUAUACAACUAAAGUAUGAAAGGCUUGCUGGCCUUACAUGACCUACUAUUGACAGCAUAGUAGUUCUACUCUAAUUUGUUCAAUACGUAAACACGUAACAGUCUCCAUUGCGGAGCUCUACCUGAAGAAGUUCUACGACCUACUGGUUGGCCGCGCCAACGCACCUGGCAAUGGGCCUUUGACGGUCGUAAAACACGUUUCUGGCGACUUCUAUCUGCGGGGCCUCACAGAGGAAGUUGUCGAGACCGAGGAACAGCUACUCUCACUGCUGCAACGAGGCGAGAUGAACCGGCAGGUGUGGCCAACCCCCCGGAAUGCCCGCAGCUCCAGGUCACACGUCAUCUUUAGAAUCAGAGUCGAGUAUACGGAGGCGGGUUCUUCAGAUGGCGGCGUGGCUGCGAGAGGGGCGCACCUCCUAAUCGUCGACCUUGCAGGGUCUGAGAAGAUGGCGAACACUGGCAGCACCAAGGAUGAAACCUCCAAUGAAGGAAAAAAUAUCAACCUAGACCUAUGCUUUCUGAAAACGGCCGUUACACAGCUGAGUAGAGGAUCCGUCGCCACUUAUCGCGGCAACUCUUUGACGCCGCUGCUUCGAGGCUCAUUAGAGGGCAACGUCCGACUCAGCAUCCUGUGCACAGUCGACUUCUCCUCUGCAAAUGAGACGAGAGAUACGCUAAGCUUCGCAUCGGCGGCUAGAAGUGAGCAACGUCUGGCGGUCCCCUCUGUGCAGGGGGGUACCAGACGUGUAUCCCCCCGAAACCUGCCUGCCUCCAAUGACAAUUAUAAAGUUGAUAAUCUUCAUGCAUGCCCAUACUGCGAUAAAACUUGUACCACUAAAGGCAAUCUACAAGCUCAUAUCAAAUCACGCCAUAAAGAACAAUACAAUUAAACUAAAACUAAAAAACGCCCCCUCCUCCUCCUCCUUCUCCUUCAUCCGAUGGCUAGAAGAAGACAAAUCCCAUUUUAUUCAAGUGAGUAAAUUUCUACAUACUAUCCCCUAUUUUUAUGUCAAUUUAUCCCAAAUUUUCAAUUUUGAUAGUACUUCUUUUCAUAUUCUCACUUCUGUUUAUAAACAACAUUGCACUUUAUUUCGAAAAA